AUGAUGGGACAAUAUAUUCCACCUCCGCUUCCAGUCGCAUCAAGCUAUCAAAAUGAGCCGGAUAAGGUUGGGAUAUUUUAUUAUUAAUUUUUUAUCUAAAAAUUUCUACAGAUUAAUCAAUCCGUCGAUUUUCUUAUUAAAAAAGUCGUUGAUGCGAAGAAAAUGAUUGAAGAACUCCUUUUUAUGCUCGAUUUACAAGAAAAAUGUCCAUGGCAAGAUAUGCUUGAGAAAUUUUCCUCAUUAGCAUCAGCAAUGUCAAUAUUACAAUCAUCUCUCAGAAAAUCAGGAUUACAAUCAGGUCAUGAAGAUUAUGGACAAUUUUUGAGAUCUCACGUUUUUGUGCCACAACGAUUACAAUAUGAACCAGAUGCACAAUUACAGAAUCUGACAGAUUCACGUGUUUGGAGUUGGAAUCAUGAUUUGGUGCCAGAUUUUUUGAGAACCAAACCAAAUCCAGAAAUGGAAAAUAUGGAAGCAAUGAUGGAUAAUGAAAGAAUGCAAAAACAAAAUGAUGUUGUUGUGAGACAAAUUGCUGCGUUUAAUAAGAAUAUUGAUUUGAUUUUACAACAUAUUUCGAGUAUUGAUCGACCGAUGGCAGAUAUUGCUGCAGAUAGGGUAAUAUUUUUUGGGCAAAAAAACGGGAGGGAGUCUUUUGAGUAAAAAAAACCCAAGGAGGAAGAAUUUUUCAGAAAAAAAAUGACUAAAAAAUGUACCCGACCUAAAUCUCGAAGAUUUUUUACGUUUCAGAAAUUUUAGAUGAAAAGUUUUCAAAUUUUGGAAAAUUAGUAAUUCAUUUAUAGAUUUUGCAAACAUUUUUGAUCCAACUAAAACUAAAUAACAAUUCGAACAGAAUAACAAUUGAAAUUUUUAAUCUGUAAGAAAAAGUAAUACUGUAUAAGUAUCGUCGAAAAAACACUUAAAUCCACAUUGAAGUUUUAAAAAAAGUUGGUUUUUUGAUCACCCCAUCUAACCCAAAAAAAGUCUAGUCCACCAAAAACAUUCUUCCCCCUAAUGUCACCAUUCACCAGAUGGCGCAGUUGGUAAAAUGUGCGAAUUUCAGUUGUAAGGCCCCCAGAUCAUCCCCAUCAAAAAUGACGAAAAUUAUCGAAAUGAUCCCGAAAAACUACACCGGGAAUAUAUUGUAUUGUGAUUAUUGUUAACGAUAAGAUCUGAUUUGGUUUUAUUUUUGAAAAAAAACCAGUUCCUCAUUUUUUGUUCUCUGGAGAUUAAUUAGUUUUUUGAGAGAAGAGAGGGGAAAAAUUAAUUUCCGUUUUACGACAAAGUUCAGAAUUUUCGUUUAAUCAAUUUUUCGUUGAAACGUUAAAAACUUCAUUAUAUUUUUACCUAAAGUUUGAGCUAUGACGUGUGAAUCUAGGAAUUUAUUCAGGUCCGAAAUGAUGAAGCUGAGAAAAUCUCUCAUUUUUUCUAAAUCUGAAAAAUCCAAAAAUAAUUUUUCAACGUGUAAUGUGGCGUCGCAAUUUCCAAUUUCAAUCUUUCAUUUUCCAAAUUCAAAAUUUCAGCAAACAUAUGACCGCGAAGAAACAGUGAAAUGUGUGAAAGCCAUUCUGAACGGGGAUCUUCUCCGAAGUUCCCGUCCAACUCAUAUGCAACAACCACCUCCACAACAACAACAACAACAUCCUCAACAACAAAUGAUUCCACCACAACAUAUGCAUAUGGGUGGAGGACAAAUGAUGGGACAUCCAAUGGGAGUUCCUGGACCACAACAACAUCAUAUGGUUGUUCCACCUGGUAUGAUGGUACAACAAAUGGGAAUGCCAAUGGGACCAGGACCUGGUGGACAUAUGGUUGGAAGAAUGCAACCACAACAACAACAUCCUAUGCCAAAUAUUAGUAUUCAACGAUAAAUUAUUUGAAAUAUUUUUUAAAAAAUUGAAAUAUUUAUUUAAUUUGUUUAAACGUAGAGUUUUACUACGUUGAAAUAUCUGAUUCUGAAUAUUUUUCUCAAUAAUAAAUAAAUUGCAGAAAAACAGGAUGAGAUGAGCAGCGGAAGACAUUUUAGAUCUCGAGUGGGCAGUUAUGGAAGUCGAGAUUUUGAUGCGAAAUCGGAACGAAGGCCAUCGCAUUUGGCUGGAGCACAUCCAGAAUUGCAAGUGCUAAUUGAUGAGUGGCUUGUUAGAGAAAGGUAUUAUUUUUGGGAGAGAGAAAUUGAAAGUCGGAGAGAUUUUGAGAAAAAAUGGGCACAAAUUUCUGCCCUAGAAUUAACAGUAGCAACUCUGUAAAAAGACUUUACGCCACAGAAAAUCUUUGAAAAUAGGUUCUGAAAUCAUUUUAAUAGUUCGGACCUGAAAACUUUUGACAAUUUGGCACAUACAUAAAAUAGGUCCCCCGAGUCAGUUUUUAAAGUUAGAAUCCCUUCUUGAAAAUUUUCCAAAGUUAAACACCUGCCUCACAUUUUUGAGCGAAUUUUGUUAAAUUAUCAGCAGAAAAUUGGCCAAGUUAGGCACCCUUCUCUUCAUAUUUUUGAAAAAAGGUAAGCCCCUCACCCCGAUUCAGGGGACCCAUUUUAUGUAUGAUUUGGCAAUAAUUGAUUAAAAAAAAACAAUUUUCAGACCAACUCUUGAAUUCGAAGACAUCGAUUCAUUUCUUCUUCCAAAUAAUCGAGAACCUGUUGAAAUUCUCGACAUUGGAGAUGAUUCGAAAGAUCGUGAAGUUCUAACUGUCAAUUUCCCAUGGUUCUCUGCAACUGUUCGAGUUUCUUUCACAAUUAUGUUGGCGGAUUUGAAAAAAGAGUUAUUUGAAAAUUUGGGAAGGUAAGGGUGAUUUUUUUUUGAAUUCAACAAAAAUGUCACUUGUAGAAUGGCACAUCCUGAUUUUUCAAUGACAGCAUCUGAUUAUGUCUUUCGAUAUAUAAAUCAUUUUCAAGAAAUGGAAUCAGUAUUCACUGAAGAUAUACCAUUAUCACAAUUACAUUUAUCAGUUCCAUUUCCAAUGAUAUUUUUGCAUGAACCGGAUGGAUUAAAUCAUGAUAAGGAAUUAUGCAAAGAUAUCAGUCAUUGUUUAGGAUAUCCAAUUGAUAUAUUAGAACAAAGAUUGGAUGAUGAAUUACGACAAUAUCGAGCAUGGUUAUUUACAGUUACAAAAGAAGCUUGUGCUAUAAGAGGAUGUGAAGGUUUUGAUCAUUAUGCAUUUCCGGAAGAAAAAGUAUUGUCUGUUGAACAAACUUGUCCACAUCAUUUAAUCAGCAAAAUUAAGUGUAAGUUCAUAGUUUAUUGUAUUUUUGACUAGGCUCCUUCAAAAAUACAGUAAUUCAAAAAAGUUGAGAAAUUCGCAUGCCCGGAGUGGCAUUCGAUUCAACUUCAAAAACGAUGAUUAUCAAAAAAUCUCACUCACAAAAUUUUAGCUUCAAACCUUCACUACAAAUUUUUCUACCGUACUCGCGCUGCCGAAGAAUCAAAUGAUGAUUCGAAUAUCUUGCCAUUAACUAUUGAUUUUCAUCCUGAUCUCACUCCUCGUUCUGUUAUAAAUGGUUUAAUGGACGGAAUAAAACGACAAGAUUUUCGUGAUCCCGCCGAUCCAGACGAUGAAGUUUUUCUGAUUCAAUUAGCUGGACAAAAGAGUUUUCUGACAAGUGAUACGAAUUUAUUGGUUACUUAUAAGGUUCGUCAUUUAUUUUUCUGAAUUGUUUUUUAAACAACUUGUACUUGUUCUAGACAGUUCGAUCUGCCCUCGAAAACUAUCGAAUUCCCCAUUUUGUUAUUCGAAGAAAAAGUAUUGUGAUGCGAGAAUAUUUGAAGCCUAAAAACCUGCAUAUUCCAAAAUAUGUGAAAGCGCAAGAAAGAAGAUUGGCUCUAGAUUGUCUAACAAUUUCAAUUGAAAACACACCAAAACCAACAAGUUCUAAAAGUCGAAAAGAAGAUGAAGAUGAUAAAGUUAUGUCUGAUUUUCGACCAGCUGCUAUGCUUCAACAUGUUUCAUUAUGGGAUUUGGAUGCGAAUUUGAUGAUUCGACCGGUUUCUUUGAAUAAUAUCUCGUUUACUGAUCCGGAUUCAGUGGUAAGGUUCUUCGAGGAUUUAAAAGGGUUGGGCCAAAAUAGGAUGAAUAAAAUCAUUUUUUUGAUCUACCUCAACAACUUUUCAAGAUUUUGAGCCAGAAAAUUAGUUUUAAAAUUUUAAAUGUGUUAAUUUUAUGAAUCCGAAACCCGCUCGUAAACAGAAAACACAGAAUUCUAAUUUUUUAAAACAAUUCCCAAAUUAAGUAGGAUUUUCUGUGCUGAAAACCGAAAAAAAUUCCGGCCAAUUCUGAAUGAUUUGCAGAUUCACUUCGAAUUCACAGUUUAUUGCGGUCGCGCUUUAUUAGUUCAGAAAAAGUCCACUCGGCAAAAUGUAACAAAUCCUCGAUGGUCCGAUGAAAUGACAUCUUUCGAUUUAUAUAUGAAAGAUUUGCCACCUUCAGCAGUUUUAGGAAUUCGAGUUAUUAUGUCAAAAGCUGGAAAAAGAAAAAUAGAAGAAUCAGAAGUUGGAUGGGUAAAUGCAAGUUUGACAGAUUGGAGAGAUGAAUUGAGACAAGGACAAGUUUCAUUGAAUUUAUGGGCACCGGAAAAAAAUGCGAAUCGAAGUAGAAUUGGUGAAAAUACUGCAAAAAUCGGGUUGAAUACAAGGGUAACAAUUGAAAUUGGAAGUUAUGGAGGACGUGUAAAAAUGCCGACAAAAGAACAAUACACAAAUCUUGUUGAACAUCGUGAAACUUGGCCAGAAGAAAAUAUAAUACAUCCAGAAGGAUAUCAUGCAGAUGAUGAAAAUUAUAAACAAUUAAUAAAAUUAAUAACAUUACAUGAAACUGGAACAAAACUCAAUGAUGAACAAGAGCAUUUUGUAUGGAAAUGGCGAAAAUUUAUAUCACAACACAUGCCGGAUUCAAUUAUAAUGAUAUCUGAAAUGGAUAUGGUUUGGAGAGGAAGAGAACAUUUUAGUGAAUUGUAUGUGAUGUUGGAUUCGUGGAAGAAUUUAAGUGUUGGAGCAGCUUUGACAUUAUUAGGAAAAAGAUGUACAGAUCGAGUAUUGAGAAGAUUUGCGACUGAACAAUUAGAUAAAGUUUUAGAUGGAAAUACUUUCACACUUUUCAUCUUACCAUUGAUUCAGGUGAGUUUUAAUGGACAUUUUUCUCAAAAUACUUUUUUUGUGAAAAAAAAUUACACAGUCUGAUUUAAAUUUUAAUAAUUUUUAAUGACAUUCAACAAACAAAAAAUAAUGUUUUCUUUUUGAAAAACUUACAAAACACCUAAUUUUUUGUCUGUACUCUCUCAAUUUUACCUUGUCUCAAGUCAAAAUAAUAUUCUGAAUGUUUCGAUUUCUCGACGUUUUUCUGCACAGGAAAAAUAUUAACUUCAAAAAAUUUCUACUAAAAUAUUAAAAUUUUCCAACGGAAAAUUCUGUUCAGUUCCAAAAAUUCUAAAUUUUAAGAACUAAAUUAACCUGGGAAAUUUUAAAUCGAAAAAUCAAAAAAAAAACAAUUGCAGGCUCUUAAAUACGAACCGCGUGCUCAAUCCGAUGUUGGAUGCCUUUUGUUGAGAAAAGCAUUGUCAGACUAUCGAAUUGGACAUAAACUUUUUUGGUUGCUCAGAGCUGAAAUUUCUGGAUUACGGUAAGCACCCCUCCCCCUAAAACUCUCCUCCUAAAACCCCCAUAUUUUUCAGAGAUGUCGAAACUAGAAGUGAAGAAUUCCGUCGAAUAGCACUUCUUAUUGAAGCAUAUUUACGAGGAAAUGAAGAUCACAUCAAAACUAUUUUGAAACAAGUUGAUAUGGUUGAAUUGUUGUCUGAAUUAAGUGUUAAAGUGAAAUCGUGUGCAAAAGAUAUGGCAACGAAAACAUUGAGAGAUGAAUUGAGAAGUCAGGCUGCCAAGUUUCAACAUAUGGAUUCACCAUUGGAUCCAACUUAUUUUUUGGGUGGAUUGAUGUGGGUUUUUUUUUUCAAUUUUGAAUGGAAAUUGCAUACGGUACCCCAAAUUUUUAUUCAAAAAGUUUUUAGAAUCGAAAGAUGCAAAGUUCUUGGAUCAGCCAAAAUGCCGCUAAGAUUGGUUUGGCGGAAUUUGAACACAUUGAGUGAAUUGCAUUUACCAAUUUGUGAGAUUCUUUUCAAAAAUGGAGAUGGUACGGUUUUCUUUGUAAAUUCAAUUUGAAAUCUUUUUGAUCUUCAGAUCUUCGACAAGAUAUGUUAGUUCUACAAGUUCUUGAAGUAAUGGACAAUAUUUGGAAAUCAAAACAGCUUGAUUGUUGUCUUUCACCAUAUCCAGUUCUUCCAAUGGGCACAAAAAUUGGGAUAAUUGGAGUUGUCCCAAAUUGUGCAACAAUUUUCGAGAUUCAAAGAGAAAGUGGAGGACAGAAAAAAAUGGGAACAGCUGUAAAAUCAUUGGAAACUUCGUUUUUGAAUAAAUUCAUUCGACAACAUGCGGCUGGAGAUUCGAAAGAGUAUUUGGAAUGUGUUGAUCGAUUUUUGUGGUCUUGUGUUGGAUAUUCGGUUGCUACUUAUAUUAUGGGCAUUAAAGGUAACGGAUAUUUUAAUGAAUACAUUUUAACGUCCAAAAAAUUGAAUUUUAUUGAAAACUUUGAACUGGAAAUGUAUCGUUUCAAAAAAUAAUAUGUUUUCAGAUCGACAUAGUGAUAAUAUUAUGAUGACAUUUGAUGGAAAACUAUUCCAUAUCGAUUUUGGACAUAUUUUGGGACACGGAAAAACGAAGUUAGGAAUUCAGGUAUUUUCCUAACACCCCAUAUCCCCUCCCCCCUCAAAUCGUUUUUCUUUCCAGCGUGAUCGUCAACCUUUUGUUCUCACUGAACAUUUUCUAUGUGUCAUUCAAAAGGGACAAACUGUGUCGAAAGAAUCGCACGAUGUUCAAAAAUUCCGAGAUCUAUGCACUGAUGCUUAUAUUCUACUUUGGGAACAGCGAAACUUGUUUGAGAGUUUGUUCACUUUGAUGCAGGGAAUGGAAUUGCCGGAAUUGUCGACUUCGCAGGAUUUGGAACAUUUGAAAAAGACAAUGUGUGUUGGAGUUGAUCAGAAAGUGGAUGCUGAGAGGUUUGUGAUGAUUAGAAAAAAUUAA
Messenger RNA from Caenorhabditis angaria, 7058 nucleotides. NCBI's taxonomy places the organism in Eukaryota, Metazoa, Nematoda, Chromadorea, Rhabditida, Rhabditidae. The record is from the annotation of a GenBank genome assembly.